AUGGCAGCACGCAACACUCUCCGCCGGUCCUUGCUCUACGUCCCCGGAUCUUCACAGCGCUUCCUCGACAAAUCCCGCUCUCUAACCGCCGACUGUAUCGCCUAUGACCUCGAAGACAGCGUCACUCCGCACAUGAAAGCGGAGGCCCGCUCGCUGGUGCGGAGAGCCAUCGACCAGCCCGCGCCCUCGGGCAUCCGGGAGCGAGCAGUGCGCAUCAACUCCGUCGACAGCGGGCUGGCGCUGGGUGAUCUAACCGAAGUGCUCCAAUCGCCGAACUUAUCCACCAUCGUCAUCCCCAAAGUGAACUCCGCCUCGGACCUAACCUUCGUCACAGACGUGGUGAACCAUACCCUCUCCCAGCAAUCCACCACCUCCGCAGUCCCAAGGACCCCAAUCUCCCUGCUCGCACUCAUCGAAUCUGCCAAAUCACUCACAAACCUAUCCCAAAUCUGCGCCGCAACCCCCCUCCUCCAAGGCCUCGUCUUCGCCGCCGAAGAUUUCGCGCUAGACCUCAGCAUAACGCGCACGCCCUCACUAACAGAAUUUCUAUUCGCGCGCUCCGCAAUCGCAACGGCCGCCCGCGCCGCGAACCUCCCCUCAACAAUUGACCUAGUCUGCACGGCGUACAAAUCCGAUAAGGGCGAUGGAUCGCCUCCCGCCGCGCUGGAGGAGGAGUGUCGCGACGGAAGGAGGUUGGGGUUUAAUGGGAAGCAGUGUAUUCAUCCGACGCAGGUGAGGACGGCGAAUGAGAUCUUUGGGCCGGACGCUGAGGAGACGGUUUGGGCGAUGCGUGUUGUUAUUGCGGAUGAGAAGGCGGCCAAGAGUGGGCGUGGGGCGUGGACGCUUGAUGGGAAGAUGAUUGAUGUGCCUGUUGCGCAUAAGGCAAGGGCGAUUGUUACCAAGGCGGAGGCUUGUGGGGUUGAUGUUUCUGCGCUGAGGGAGGAAUGGAUGCACCAGGAGCCCGAGUAG
Messenger RNA from Penicillium lagena, 969 nucleotides. Its product is annotated as HpcH/HpaI aldolase/citrate lyase family protein. The record is from RefSeq and is a predicted model, not a curated record. Gene Ontology annotation, molecular function: magnesium ion binding; catalytic activity. Lineage: Eukaryota; Fungi; Ascomycota; Eurotiomycetes; Eurotiales; Aspergillaceae. Gene Ontology annotation, biological process: oxaloacetate metabolic process. The transcript has 3 exons. Bases 1 to 969 code for a protein of 322 amino acids.